Anopheles funestus (African malaria mosquito) is the source of this 889-nucleotide messenger RNA. It is a transcript of the gene ND-19, whose product is annotated as NADH dehydrogenase [ubiquinone] 1 alpha subcomplex subunit 8. The record is from RefSeq and is a predicted model, not a curated record. The coding region runs from base 158 to 685 and encodes 175 amino acids. The transcript is spliced from 4 exons. Lineage: Eukaryota; Metazoa; Arthropoda; Insecta; Diptera; Culicidae. Gene Ontology annotation, biological process: mitochondrial electron transport, NADH to ubiquinone.
AUUUUAUAGCGCACAUCUCACUCACACUACUACUGCGCGCAUACGUGAAGAUCUGUCAAACUUAUUUUUCCUUAUUAUUACCAACUCAAUUUUCGUGAUUUUUUCGGUCAGCUGCGAGGAUAUCUCGCUUCGGUUGAAGCAGUCACUCCGCGGCAUCAUGGUUGUAACGAAAGAUACGUUCCUGCCAACGGAGGAAGAACUUACGGUGCCGGAGAUCAACCUAUCCGGACCAGCACUUCGUGCCGGUGCUUUCCAUAUGGGAAAGUACUGUGAGGCUCAAAAUAAUGAGUUCAUGUUAUGCCGCCAAGAAUUGGACGACCCGAGGGCGUGUGUGAAUGAGGGCAAAGCGGUCACCAACUGUGCGUUCGAGUUCUUCCGAAAGCUAAAGAAGACGUGUGCUCAGGAGUUUACGCAGUACGCCAACUGUCUCGAUAAAAGCAGUGGCGAUUUGAAUUUCAAGCACUGCCGCAAGACGCAGGGCGUUUACGAUAAGUGUGUUCUGGACAAUAUGCAACUGGAGCGUCCCGAUUAUGGAUAUUUCUGCCGCGCUAAGGUUCACGCCACGGAACGUCCUCCACCACCGAAGAAAGAGAAAACGGUAUAUCCGGAUGCGACACCAGGAUUGCCGGAAGAUUAUCCUCGACCUGAUGCCAGAUACGGAUCUCGCUUCCAUUGGCUGAACUAGAGGAGGCUAUGGAAUGGUGGAGGAUGGAUGCAGAUGACGCAUGUUUGAUUUAGCUGAAAUGGUUCUUGGUAAAUUGCAAAACGGUUCAGUGUAGAUAUGCAACGAGAACGAAUAGUCCCACAAACAAUGGUGCGCUAGGACACAGACCAGCAACAUCUGGAUCGUUUCUUUAGCUUCAGUAAAAACAUUUCCUAAACGAAUGAA